AUGGACCUGUGUGUGACCGUCAAAGGCGUCUCUUUCCUCUUGCAGACAGGUAUGGGCAUCUUGGGGAACAUCGUGGUCCUGCUGGCCUACGCCCACAUCAUCUUUACGAAGUCCAAGCUGCUUCCUGUGGACAUGAUCCUGUGCCACCUAGCCUUUGCCAACCUUGUGCUCCUGCUGACCCGCGGCGUCCCCCAGACCAUGAUGGUCUUCGGCCGCACUAACCUGCUCAAUGAUUCGGGCUGCAAGGUGGUCAUUUUCAGCUAUCGCAUCAGCCGGGCGUUGUCCGUGUGCCUCACCUGCAUGCUCAGUGUGUUCCAGGCAGUGACCGUUGCCCCAGGCUUGUCCAGACUGAAGUCUGGCCUUCACUGCCUGGUCCUCCCCACCUUUGCAGGACUCUGGUUACUCAACUCAGCCAUAUACUUUCAAACCUUUUUUAGUGCUGUAGCUCCACAGAAUGGCACCAACCCCGCCUUUACGCUCAACGUGGGCUUCUGCCUUGUGGACUUCAAAAACAACCUGAACUACCUCAUCAAGGGGGUUUUGGUUUCCGGAAGGGAUUUUUCCUUCGUGGCCCUCAUGGUGGCCUCCAGCGGUUACAUACUGCUGCUGCUCCACCGCCACAGCCGCCAGGUGAGAGCAAUCCGUCGCUCCCAAGGCAGAGGGGUUGAGACCCGAGCAGCAAAGACGGUGGUUACCCUGGUGGUCCUGUACGUCGUCUUCUUUGGGAUCGAGAACAUGAUCUGGAUCUACAUGCUGACCGAGGCCAAGAUGUCCCCAGCGGUGGCUGACAUGAAGGUGUUCUUCUCCUCAUGCUAUGCUUCCCUCAGCCCGUACUUCAUCAUUUCCUCCAAUAAAAAGGUCAAGGCCAAAGUUCUGUGUGCGGCCGAGCAAGACCAACCAGCAUCCAUGGACACUCAGGAGUCACGUGAUAAAUGA
Messenger RNA from Entelurus aequoreus (snake pipefish), 936 nucleotides. RefSeq names its product olfactory receptor class A-like protein 1. Gene Ontology annotation, biological process: G protein-coupled receptor signaling pathway. Gene Ontology annotation, cellular component: membrane. NCBI's taxonomy places the organism in Eukaryota, Metazoa, Chordata, Actinopteri, Syngnathiformes, Syngnathidae. The transcript has a single exon. Bases 1 to 936 code for a protein of 311 amino acids. The record is from RefSeq and is a predicted model, not a curated record. Gene Ontology annotation, molecular function: pheromone receptor activity.